AUGCCUAUAACUUUUGAUUACAAGUUUGCAUCGUACCAGGGAAAGUUCGUCAGGAUUGGACCUAAUCAUAUCAGUAUCGCCGAUCCCAACGCAUUGGAGCGGGUAGGGUGUAUACGGCCACUCGAGUGGGUUCUCAAAUCUGAGUUCUAUGAAGCAUUUAGAAUUGGCCGACAAGACGACGUUUUCACCACCCAGAAAAAGGCAUCUCAUACAACGAAACGCAAGCGUAUUGCCAACAUAUUUAGCGCGCAGAACGUCCAAGCGUUUGAGCCCCGUGUGCGGACGCAUGUUGAACGACUCUGUGCUCAGUUAGACCUUCGAUGCGAGCAGGCUAUGAAAGGUAUCUCUGGCUUCAACUGGGAAGCGAGAGGAGGCCAGGCUGUUAUUAAUAUGGUCCUCAACGGAAAACGGAACGGCGCGGCCGAGGGCGACGGCGGGAGCGAGAAUAGGGGUGUCGACCUUUUGGACAAGCUCUUCGAGGUGAAAAUAUACGAUGGAUCACCGUUGUCUAGGGAAGAGAUUGACUCUGAAGCUUUGGUUACUAUUGGUGCUGGUAGCGAUACCACGAGCAACUCGCUCAGCGCGCUCUGUUACCACGUUGCCUCAGACGCCAGAAUCAAGCAGAAACUUCAAGAAGAGCUCGACUCUGCUUUUGCUUCCACGCAAAAAGAUGUUAACGACUUUGCCAGUUUUGAAGAGAUCAAGAACCUCCCGUACCUCAACGCCUGCAUAAAAGAAGCCCCGGUUGCAUUCUACUUUGCGGGAGAGACUUUCAAAGAAGGGAGCGUCAUCAGCGUUCCUUCCUAUACCACCAAUAGAUCAAAUGUCUGGGGCUCAGACGCUGAGAUGUAUCGUCCAGAGCGCUGGCUCGAGGAUGGAUCAGAGUCGCUGAACAAGUAUUAUUUUGCUUUCUCGACCGGACCGCGCGCAUGUAUUGGUCGUAAUCUCGCCCACAUGGACAUGAUGCUGUCUUCUGCUGCAUUCUUCCGUCGCUACGAUGUCGAUUUGGCUACUCCUACUACAAAGCUCGAGAUCAAAGAGGGAUUUGUUAGGGAGACAGUUCGAUGUGAAGUAGCGAUCAAACGUCGGAUUUAA
Rhizoctonia solani is the source of this 1095-nucleotide messenger RNA. RefSeq names its product cytochrome P450 family protein. The coding region runs from base 1 to 1095 and encodes 364 amino acids. Gene Ontology annotation, molecular function: monooxygenase activity; heme binding; oxidoreductase activity, acting on paired donors, with incorporation or reduction of molecular oxygen. The record is from RefSeq and is a predicted model, not a curated record. NCBI's taxonomy places the organism in Eukaryota, Fungi, Basidiomycota, Agaricomycetes, Cantharellales, Ceratobasidiaceae. The transcript is spliced from 8 exons.